AAAAAAAUCAACAAAAAUAAAGGGACCAAAGCGACAUGGGCCUUGAGUUACGUACGAGCUUUGAUUUGAUGAUGGCUCUGACAUGAAUGUUGCCCUCUCGAAUGGAUGAUUUUAUUUUUCUGGUUCUCUCUGCCUAUGCCUGAAUUCUGAUAUGAUACGUCGGGCUCAAGCAUGCUCGAUCAUCGUUAAGGAAUAGGCUUCUUCUCAAACCGAUCCUUGACCGACUGGACGGGGAGAGAGGAAAGCUAGUGUUUUAGAGGAUCUGCCCGCAGCCAGCAGGAAUAACUAAUAAUGGAGUUCCCCCUGCGAACAAAAGUAGCGGCCUUAAAACCCGAACGGAUUUUGGGGAAAUAUUAUCCUCAGAGAAAGGAGCUGGAGAAGAUUUUUUUUUUUAUAUUUAUUAUACCUACCCUCCUCCUCAUGAUCUUGUCUUUUCUUCAAUCAAAUUCUCCCUCUUCAACUAUAUCUUCCUGCACAGACAGCUGCAGACCGCUAACUAUAUUAUCUCCUACACCUACAUAUAUUAGCAUCAACCCGCCCUCGAACUCCUCAUCCUCACUCUAUAUUAUCUCUAUUAUACUAUUGUUAUUAUUAUUAUCAUCUUCCUUUUAUUGUCUGAUCGGCUGUUGAACCGGUUUGACAAUUAAUUUGUUGAUAAUACUAAAAUACCAUAUAGCAGCACCGCAACCACCGCACCUCCCCGCACUGCACUGCUUGAUCUCUCCCUCCUCCAUCCAGGUCACACACACAUAACUACACACUACUUAACUACUUAACUAGUUAACUACCGCUUCCCUUCCCUUCCCUUCCCUAGUUAUAUCUGCUGCUUAUCCUCCCAACCCAACCCAACCACACCGCCUCUUCUAUUCCUCACAAUCCCAACCACUUUUUCUUCCACACAAACAAACGUCUUUCCUCCCUCUUCUCCUCGAACUUCAUCCCUUCUCGAAGAGGUCUUCUAUUCGCAGCCUCUCUUCUUUAUUUUGUCCUCAUAACGACCUUUUACGACUUUUAACGACCCUGUUUUAUUAACGCCGUGCUACUACUAUUGUUUCUACCCCUCCUCCCCACUCUAUUAUUCUCCCCAUCUCUCUUCAUAUACAUCCACCUCCACAACCAUGACGAGAUAUCAGGCUUCGUCGACAUUCGAGUUCUAUCACCAGUCACCCGCUCUCGAUGCGAAACCUGUAUUUUCCGGGGACGAUGAGAUGAGCGUCCUGGAUGAUAAAAUUCUCGAAUCCUCCACUUCAGAUAUCCCCUCCAUGAACGACCCAAGACGGUCGUCCUUCGAUCACACUUCAGAGGACUUCUCCCGAAGAAAUUCAGUCUGGUCAGAAUCCCAAUCGCGGCAUGCCUCUCAAAUGUCUACUCCCCUCUUUGAGCCCGUAAACCCCUUUGCCCGAGUAGACACCUCACACCCAACCAGCUACGGCCAGCAACAACCAUGGCCUCUCUCUGCCGAUUCUGGUUCAUGUACGCCCACCCCAAUCUACGAACAAUUCCCCCAGGACUACGAUGGGAACUCCACCAACCCUUUUGCUGGUGGCGCAGUUGGUCCUAUUAACCCCAUGUCCUUCUCCCAUAUGCAAUAUCGACCUGGGUCGACUUUCCCCGGCUCUUCUGCCACCCCAAUGUCUCCCCAGUCCAGUCAGGGCUGGGUAUCAGGGACGUCAGAGGCUACCGAGGCACGCUCAAAACCUAGUCGGAAUAGCACAUACCGGAAUGGAUCUCCGCUGCAUUUGCGGAGAGACGGCAUCCGGAAGAAGAACGCUCGUUUUGACAUUCCCGCUGAGAGAACUCUCAGCAACAUUGAUCUGUUGAUUAGUCAAUGUACCGAUGAGGAUGAGAUCAAAGAGUUGAAACAGCAAAAACGUCUGCUGAGAAACCGACAGGCAGCACUUGACUCCCGCCAACGGAAAAAGGUGCAUACUGAACAGCUCGAGGAAGACAAGAAACGGUCUUCCACUCUUAUCAACGAACUCGAAGAAGCUCUUCGGGAGAUGAAACUCCGGGAGCAAGAGUACCAUCGGGAAAAAGCGGAACUGUUCGAGCGUGAGCAGCAGUUGCGCACAUAUAUUAACCAGCUCCACAUGGAGAAGGAAGAGAUGAUUCGGUCCCACACACUUGAAACUGGUGAACUUCGCAAGAAAAACGCAAUUCUUCGAGAACAUCUGGAGAAAGUGGAGCUUGGUGCCCAGCCGGCUCCGAACUCGGCAUUCCGGAACGAAUUCUCUGAUUACGAGAACAUCACAAUGGAGAAUGCUCCUUGGGAUGACUUCUCGAUGGUGAACGAGUUCUCUCUUAACACCGAAAACCAUGGUCUCAUUCGCACGCCUACCCCUGUGCCUGACAACACUGUGCUUGUGACUUCCAAAAAGUCCGAGAAAUCCUUGGACAAGCCCCCAGGCCAUACCGAUUCCUCUCCUUUCAGCUGGAACACAUUUUAUAUGUGUUUACUUUUUGGUGCUUUUAUUGCAUCAAACAACAGCUCCAUCUCACCCGCUCUUCCAGCCCUCUCCGAGGAGUACCGUGCGGAAUCGGCAAACGUCUUGAGAGCUGUCCUCGCAUCUGCUGAUUCGUCCGAUGCCGCUAAUGCCCUCAACCCCGGGGCCCUUCCUGGCACAUCCUCCUCCAUCACUGCCAACCUUCCCACCACCAUUACUGGGGCGGAAAUGGCACAGAUUACUGGCGGAGGGCCCUCUACAUCAAAUCUUGACGACUUGCAUCGCAACCUUGUCGCCCCUACUAAGCAACAAGAGGAGGAACAAGUAUUCUCUCUCACCACAGAGAGGUAUAGGUCACUCACCACCUUGGAAGACGACGGAGGGGACUUCAAACCUCCUCCAUCGAAUUUCCAGCAAGCCUAUGCAAAUAUGCGCAAUGCUGGCAUGCAGCAUACGAAAAACGUUCCGGACAUCUAUUCACGGUCCCUAUUGUGGGACAGGGUGCCAGAAAAGGUGGUUCAAGAUUUUAGGAGGAUGGUGAAGGAAUGCAGCGCUUCCACCCCUAUCAAGGAUGAACAGGCCGGAGCCGUUUGCCAGUCAUAAUAUCUUAAGGUACAAGACCUUGCAUUCAUUCCUUGCUGUGUCUCUUUCCCAUGACGAAUAGCAACGGACUUACCGUACGAUGCCUUGAAGCAUCCUACUCCGCUUGACGCGACCCGAAACAAUUUCAUUUGUUUUGACGGAUUUCUGCCACUCUAAGUUCGACAUGCAUGUGUUUUUACCAUCUAGCGGGUUCAUGAACAGCAUUUUGCAAGCAGGCCUUAUGUUUGAUUUUGAUUUUUUGGUUGUUUUUUGUAUCUAUCCUCUCCGGUGAUUUUCUCUGAGCAAAACGGCCAAAAUGGGUUGGGAAAGCGCGCAUAUUUCGAAACAAAUUUUCUCUUUCAAUCUCUUCUUCUCUGAAACGACACCUACAGCACUAGAUGCGACCGCAAGGCGAAAAUUCAGGGGCGACUCAUUUUCAGUUUUUUGCUUGCCUGAUUUACCUCCACGUGGGCGACCAUAACGAAACCAAACUAAACUACAGACGACAUACCGUUCACACGGGCGGCAACAGACGACGAACGAACGCGGCACUUCUGCAUAUUUCCUAUGUACGCCCUGCAUGUUACAAUCCAACUAUAUACACUGCACCUUGCAAUCUCCUUUGUCCCAAUCGCACUUUCUUCUUAUUUUGCGUCUUUGCAAAGACGUGUCCGUCCAACACGGCAGAAUAUUCCUUCAACCCAGAAAAAACAACAGCAUGCACCAGGCCAACCUACCACAAGAAGAUUUGCUCUCUUUACAAUACUCAACGGCGCUUGACCAGCAACUCCCUUUCCUUUGUGGACUCUUAUUUGAAUUUUUCUAUAUAUGCACACUGUACAACUUUUGGUUUUACUCCGUCGCUGGCAACGGCGAGAAAGAACGCUCUCCCUUCGUUGGCUUCAACCCCUGACCAACUGGAUCCCACGGAUAGGGUAGAUCAGCGAGUGGAUUGCGCGCGGGCUUGUGAUUUUGGGCCGUCCUUCGAAAUUUUGUGUUGCGUGUACCCCGUAUUUAGCGUCUUGUUUUGCGAUUUUCUUUUCUGGGAGACACUUCCAAGCAUUUUUUGGCUCCUUGUUAUUUGAUAAUUUGUUUUGUAAUAUGUUUAGCUCUCUAACCGCUUCUUGUUUUCCAUUUUUCUUGAUUAUGUGUGUUUCUAUUUUUGUUACGUUGCUUAUUUGCCUUGCUUUUGUUGAUAGCUCUUUUGCGUUCUCAAAUAUUUCUAGCGAUUGCGCAUGGUUCCCCGUCUCUCCUCUCCCCUUUCUGCCCUGGGUUUUUCAUGACCCAAUCCUGUCCCAACCUUGCUCUAUGUGCUCGUGGAAAUGAGUACUUGCGGGCCAUUUUCUGUUGAUUUGCCUUCCUGUUUAAUUCUGACGUGCUUAUGAUUAUGAUUUCUAUGACAAUGGCCAUUUCUUUUAGGGCCUAGGCGAAGUGAAGCAAGUGGGAACUCCAUCUCCCACGCGAACGCUUAUCACUAUGCUCUCCUUUUGUUUUUAUUCACCCUUUGUUAAUUUUCAAAGUUUGCACUCUCUCCGCUCAUUUGACCGGAUCCAGCCGAGCCAAUCAUUUGUUGAUGAUCUACGCAUAUUAUCAUUCUGGGCUACUUGAGAGCUCCUACCAGAAACAACUUACCUUCUUUGGAUAUAUUUUUUUAAAGAUUUCUUCUAAUUAUAAUCAAAUCAUGGAAUUGAUUUCAUUUGCAUUUCUGGGACAAUAUAAUUUCAUAUAACUAUCAAAU
Molecule: messenger RNA, 4764 nt
Organism: Blastomyces gilchristii SLH14081
Lineage: Eukaryota; Fungi; Ascomycota; Eurotiomycetes; Onygenales; Ajellomycetaceae
Product: bZIP transcription factor
Exons: 2
Coding region: 1119-3047 (642 amino acids)
Biological process (GO): regulation of DNA-templated transcription
Molecular function (GO): DNA-binding transcription factor activity; DNA binding
Source: RefSeq, a predicted model, not a curated record